Molecule: messenger RNA, 680 nt
Organism: Indicator indicator
Lineage: Eukaryota; Metazoa; Chordata; Aves; Piciformes; Indicatoridae
Gene: C25H4orf33
Product: chromosome 25 C4orf33 homolog
Exons: 7
Coding region: 63-662 (199 amino acids)
Source: RefSeq, a predicted model, not a curated record
GCAGCAGUAGCCUUCGCCUCCGAGGGUAUUAACAACUGGCGGAGGUGACCUGUUAAAAGGAUAUGAAAAUGGACUUUACAGUUAACCACACAUGGGAUGGCUUACCUCUGAGCCAUGAGCCAGUAACAAUUGGGUUGAAGUUGGACAGUGCAGGACUCCUAAUGGAAGUUAAUGCUCCUUUCUUUAAUGAUCCUCCAGCUCCUCUUGGAGAGGCAGGAAAACCUUUUAGUAGACUUUGGGACUAUGAGGUUGUAGAAGCGUUUUUCCUGAGUGACAGAACUGAACAGUAUUUAGAAGUUGAACUUUGUCCCCAUGGACAACACUUGGUGCUGCUGCUUUCUGGAAGAAGAAGAGUAUUGAAAGAAGCGCUUCCUUUAGAGUUUGAGGUGACCAGAAUGAAAACUAAAUGGGAGGGUAGAGCUCAUCUUCCUUGGAAUUACUUUCCACCGUGCACUAACAAGUUCAAUGCAUUUGCAAUUCAUGGCUCAGGAGAAGCAAGAAUAUAUGAAGCACUUCAUCCUGUGCCUCAACAUGAGCUACAGGAAGGGCAGAAACCAGAUUUUCAUCGCCUGGAAUUUUUCAAAGACUUGAACCUGAGCCGACUAAUGGGAGAAGAUUGGAAGCAGCCUGAAUCAAAUAUAUGGAAGUCUCUCACUAAUUAAAUGGAUUGAGACAUGAAU